CCAUACUCUCCCCACUCUCCCCCGACAAACACUUUUACUGCGUAAAAUACUAGUCAACUUACAUUAGUAAAUAUUCUUAAAAAAAAAAAGCAUUCAGAUGUCCCAGCAGAACACACCGAAGAUCAACAACGAUGAGCAGAGCAUGCGUUGUUUGCAGUGCAUGAAGGUGGUGCGAUGCUCCCGCUACGAUACCGGCGGUCUACUCCGUCACAUCGAACUGGAUCACCCCGAUUUGUUCGCAGUGGCCAGUGCCAGGGUCAAGAACAUCCACAAACUGGGAUCCUUGGAGUCGGCAGUCGUGGUAAACGGAGGCAGCAAGUUGUCGUCUCUCACCGAUUCCGAUUCGGAGUGCAUUAAGCUCAAGAGGAGGUUUUCUGGAGAGAAGGCGACUAGAAAAGUUCCCACUGCAUGUCCAGUUUCCCAGGAUCAUGUAUGUCAGAAGACCAAGAAACAGACGUGUCCAAAAACGCUCCAAAAGAAUCAGAUUUAUCCGAAGAUCAAGGCUCAGUCCUCUCCCAAAUCCCGGAAUCCAUCGUGUUCCUGUUCCGAGGACGAGGCGAAGCUCUUCCGGAAGAUGUCCUUCAAGGUGUCCGUGAACAAGUGGUGCCACGCAGACGGUGGCAGUAUCUUCUGCCCGGCCUGUGGCCACAAGAGACGUCCUGUGAUCAAAUCCGCCGCCGAAUUGUACUCCGGCUGGUGCUCCUGGGCCAAGUGCCUCUUCCCCUGCCUGGCUCCCCCGGAUGACGGGGAGUAUCUCUUCUGCAGCCGCUGCAACACCUUCCUGGGCAUCCACAUCAAGGCGGCCAGGAAGUUCAAGCCGAACAAGGAGUAUUCCUAGAAUCGCAUUUCAAAUAACCAUUGUGUUUUCCCCAAAUUAUUCGUUU
Drosophila takahashii is the source of this 884-nucleotide messenger RNA. RefSeq lists its product as uncharacterized. The record is from RefSeq and is a predicted model, not a curated record. Lineage: Eukaryota; Metazoa; Arthropoda; Insecta; Diptera; Drosophilidae.